Molecule: messenger RNA, 269 nt
Organism: Meira miltonrushii
Lineage: Eukaryota; Fungi; Basidiomycota; Exobasidiomycetes; Exobasidiales; Brachybasidiaceae
Exons: 1
Coding region: 40-237 (65 amino acids)
Source: RefSeq, a predicted model, not a curated record
CUCGAUGCAACUCUACUAUACAUGAAUGCGUAAGAAUUUAUGGUCAUCAUCUUUUUAUAUACAAUGCAGGAUAGGAGUAUCUUAUUGUUCAAAUACAAUAGUCUGUGCAUCGGACUAUUAAUAUUUAAUACUUUACGCCUUUAUACCCAAGAAAAAAGGACGAUGGUUUAUACGCUAAAAGAUAUGAGACAGGUCGUGUGCCUGAAUAGAAGGAUUCAAGCAUCAACUUCUAAAUGAAAAUGGAAAGUCUAGCUGCAUAGUAUGCCGAG